GUUCCUUAAUUAACUUACCUCAAAGCUCAAAUAAACUAAAAAAAAAAUUGUACUAAUAAAUAAUAAUAGCACGAGGCAGUGAACUCCUUUAAUGCUAUCGCUUUAUGAGAAGCCUUAACUAUUAAAAAUUCCAGAUCCAGACUCAAAGCAGAGAACUAGCAAGCAUUAUUUCUUCCGAAGCCUGAGGUGGUGGUAGUUGCUUUUUAAUUUUUUUUCUUGCGUGGAAAAUACACUCAGUACAAAUUUACAAAAUUAAAAAACAAAAACAAAAACAAAAACAAAAAAACCCUUUCUCUUUCCUGGUUAUCCCCCUCCCCCGCUCGCUGGCAAAUUGUUAACUAACAGUAUUCCAGUGCAAAGGGCAGAAACUUUAGGAAAAGAUGGGUGUGGGGGCGGCAGGAGGCCUAAGAAUCUAGCUGAGAAGCCCCACAAAAAAUAGUCCGAGUGGUCCCUGCGGCCUUGGUUAAUUUCAUCUGGUUUUACCCUCAAACCGGUUUUUUUUUUUUUUUUUUUCGGGUGGGGGUGUGUGAAGCCGGGUGAUUUCAAGGGAUCUUUCCGGAGAACUGAGAGACUCACACUGGCAAAGCUUCGGGGCUUCAAAAGGUGCUGGACAAACAGUUGUCUUAAUAGGUCUCAGGUCGCCUGAAAAAAGGUCCAGGUAUCUCCACGCCAUGACAACCCUCUCCCAACAGCGGGGAGGAAGCGGGCGCGGGUCCCGCCUGGUCGGGGCUCUGCCCGCGCGCCCUGCCCGCAGAGCCGCGGAGAGUCAGGCCUCUGGGGAAGGAGGCUGCGCUGCGGGCUCCGGCAAAGCCGAGUGGGUCGAGGCGCGAGUCUCAGGCCACGCUCCCGAGCCCCGCCGGGGUGCAGCUCCCGCCUCCACGCCCCGUAACGCCUCCCGGGACGGAGGACCCCGAGGGGCAGCGGUGGUCGCCAAGCCAGUGCCGGGUGACCCGGGACCCGAGCGGAGCCGCAGGCCCGGGAGCUCGGGUCCAGCAGGGGUCGGAGGGGCUCCCCCCUCGGUCGCCCCGCUUCCCCGCUCGCGCCUCUUCUACUCCAAGGCCACGGUUCCCGCACACAAACUUUCCCCCGACCUGUCCACUUGGUUCGGUAGCCCGCCUGCUUCGCGCGCCCGCGUCAGGGGGUCUGGCUGGCCAACCCCCCCAGGCCGGAGAGAGUGUCCGGUGGAAGGAUGGGGCUCCGUACCCCGCGGGAAGCACACACCCAAGCCCGCAUCUGAGGGAUCGCGGGUGCAGGCGCUGGGAGAAGCGAGGUGGGAUAAACUUGGGAAGCCGGACCGCGCGAUGCUUCCCGGUCCCUACGCCAGUCUGCAGAGCGACCCGCAGCACGCCCCGGCAGCCACUCCAGGACGCCGCUCCUCCGACCCAGUCCCCGCUUCCCCCAGCCGGGGACCUCCGAAGGCCAGCUGAUUCACUGCGACUCGACUUGAUGUGGGUAACUUUGGGGAUAUCUGUGCACAAUCUGGGUCUGAUCUCAGCUCUGACACGGGAUAGCUGUGUGAUUUCAGACUCAACCCGAGGCCAUGGCGGUGGGGUUUGUGGACGUGGACAUUUGUGGGAUUGUGGUGGAGGGGAACCUACCUUCAUCCUUUGGAACUCUCUGCCUCCCAGGAAAUGCAAGCUGUGAUGGACCACAAGGCCCUGGGAAGGUGGACGCUCCUGAUAAUUUGUGAAAAUGUGGACGACUCCGCUCACACAGCAUCUCCUUUGACUCUGAAGUUUCGACCUUCCCCAUUCCACUUUGGCUUUUGGAUCAAGAAAAUGGUCAAAGGAUGGCUAUGUUAAAGCCACAGCGAGAAAACCAAGGCACUGGGAAGCUAAGGAAUUUAUCCAGGGCCUCCCAACUAGUCAUGUCGAAGCUGUUCCCAGGGACAUUGUGCUGCUGCUCUGUUACUUCAAGUCAGGUCCUGAGACAAAAUACACAUCCUGAAGUUCUCUCUUAGUGUUCUAAUGGGAACACAGUGGGCAUCCCGCUUCCUAAGGAGUCAGGUUUGUGCUGCCCAAUACAGUAGUUACCAGCCACAUGAAGCUACUUAAACUUUCUGAGAUUAAAAAUCUAUAUCUUGGGGGCUGGAGAGAUGGCUCAGUGGUUAAGAGCACUGACUGCUCUUCCAGAGGUCCUGAGUUCAAUUCCCAGCAACGACAGUGUUCCACAACCAUCUAUAUUAGGAUCUGACAUCCUCUUCUGGCAUGCAGGUAAACAUGCAGAUAGAGCACUCCUUUACAUAAAAAAUUUAAAUAAAUAAAUAUAUCUUAAAAAAAUCUAUAUCUUGGGCUGAAGACAUGGCUCAUUGGUUAAGAGCACUGGCUGCUUUUCCAGAGGACACAGGUUCAAUUCCCAGCACCCACAUGGUAGUUGGCAGCUAUCUGUGACUCCAGUUUCAAGGGACCCUGAGUGUGAUCACUUGUGAAGGGAUGCUUGGCCUCAGAGUGCCUGGAAGUGUCUGUGCAAAGGCCCUGGUUAAACCUUCCGGAACCUUAGCUGUGGCCAUUACUUUGCUGUGGAUGACUUCUGUGUCACUGUGCUUUCACGGGACGGAUGCUCCCCAAGGGCAUUCUUUGUGUGCGCAUCUUCGUCUUUGUUCCGUCCUUAAGGCCAGCUUUCACUGAUAAUAAGCUCUGGCAGUGUCUAAUAAAUAUAAUACAUAUUUGUUAAAAAAAUGAGGGUUUU
This is a messenger RNA of Psammomys obesus (fat sand rat), 2688 nucleotides long. RefSeq names its product translation initiation factor IF-2-like. The transcript is spliced from 4 exons. Lineage: Eukaryota; Metazoa; Chordata; Mammalia; Rodentia; Muridae. Bases 672 to 1427 code for a protein of 251 amino acids. The record is from RefSeq and is a predicted model, not a curated record.